AUGCGCUUCGCUUCCGAUUUUCACACUGGUAAGGAUUUCGGAGUGGAUCUUCGAAGAGUACAGAUGAUCAAGCCGCUCACCUCCUCGCCCUUGGCCGCGGCCGCGGCCGUGCUCGUCGUCGUGUCGGCGUGGGGCGCGGACGCGACGAUCGAGACCACGUGCAGGGACGCAAGGGCGGGCGACCGGCGCGUGGACGUCGCGUUCUGCGUGCGCCAGUUCUUGGCGUACGAGGGCGCGGCGGAGGCGGAUACGUGGGGCCUGGCAAAGACGGCCGUGCUCAUCGGCAUCAACCUCGCCGACGACGCCAUCUUCGACCUCACCCACGGGAAGAUCCUCCCAGAGCCCAAGGACAAGAAGGCCGAGGCGGCCAUGGACGCGUGCGUGAAGGCGUACGACAAGGUGGGCCUGGCCUUCGCGGAGGCCUCCGACGAGCUCAGAGCGCGCCGGUACGCGGCGGCCAAGGAGGAGAUGGCGAGCGUCGCGCCGCUCCUGCAGCGGUGCGACGGCGGGCUCGUCAAGGUCGGGCUCCCGUCGCCGCUGCCCAGGUACAGCGCCGACUGCCUGCAGACGACCAUCAUUGGCAUCGCCAUAACAAACCUCGUCAAGUGA
Aegilops tauschii subsp. strangulata is the source of this 609-nucleotide messenger RNA. Its product is annotated as pectinesterase inhibitor 8-like. Lineage: Eukaryota; Viridiplantae; Streptophyta; Magnoliopsida; Poales; Poaceae. Gene Ontology annotation, molecular function: enzyme inhibitor activity. The record is from RefSeq and is a predicted model, not a curated record.